Molecule: messenger RNA, 2463 nt
Organism: Diplodia corticola
Lineage: Eukaryota; Fungi; Ascomycota; Dothideomycetes; Botryosphaeriales; Botryosphaeriaceae
Product: het domain-containing protein
Exons: 2
Coding region: 1-2463 (820 amino acids)
Source: RefSeq, a predicted model, not a curated record
AUGCAGGAGCAGCAUGGAGAAGAACCCAACCCCAAGGUGUGUUCCCUACCGGUGAAAGGUUCGUCAUCGCACGAUGGAUCAGAUUCACCGGGCGAACGGCGCGGACCACCACAGUUGGGAGACUCGGAACUCCGAGAAGCGCUGUGCGAGCGCUGUCAGGCUCUCAAGCUGGAUGACCGAAGAUUUGGACUUUCACCGGAAUUCUUCGGAGAUGCAUGCGUUUCGCCUUUCCCCGACCCCGACGAGCAAUCUUCGGACGACGACAUAUCUCAAGACAGCGAUGCAGACGAGGCCUUGUGGAACCGCGACGACGACGUCAUAUUUUCCGACAACAACGACGGCGCGAUAUCUUCGGGUAGCAACAUGGAUAAGUUAUCUUCGGACAACAGCGCAGACGAAACAUCUUCAGGCUACAUUUCAUGGGACGACUUCUACGAUUUUCCAGACAGCUUCAUUCCCCUCAACUACUCUUUGACGGACCAGCUACCAGAUCUCCCCAUCUUAUCUGAAUCUUCACGCAAAGGAUGCAACUUUUGCGCACUCUUGGUCCGUGCUGUUCGACGAGACAGCAUCAAGCGGAAAGCAGAAACCUUUGGAACGCAACAGCUCAUCAUUUCCGGUGCGGAAUAUGCUUGGGGAUUUGAAGUAGGAUUAUGCUGUCUUGGAAUCAAUAUGGAGUUCCGCAAUGGAAUUUUAGCUCAUUCCGUCACAAUUCCUUUCCAAGUUGGGUGCCCUGAAGGAGAAUGCGCCUCAUGGCUGAAAAUACGCGCCAGACCAUUGGAAACCAACCCUCUGUCAGGCCAAAAUGCAGAUAUGCUCAGAUCAUGGUUGCACAAGUGUCACAAAUCUCAUUGGAAAUGCAAUCACAAGAGCACCAUCAGCAAGCUUCCAACUCGACUUUUGGACGUAGGUGGAAGAAAUUUCGACAAAGACCCUCGUCUUAUCAUCUCUGCUGCGGAUCCAACACUCUCGGUCGCUCUCGAUACACCGUACGCAGCUCUCAGUCACUGCUGGGGAAAAGAAAGUUUGCCUCUCAAAACGGAGGCUUCCUCGAUUUCGCAUAGAUUGAAAAGCAUACCCAUGGAUUCCAUGCCCUCGACAUAUAGAGAUGCCAUACUAUUGACUCGGUCGUUGCGUAUCCGCUAUCUCUGGAUUGACUCGCUGUGUAUCAUUCAAGAUGAUGCCUCGGACUGGGAAAGGGAGUCUACGACAAUGAGUGAAGUAUAUCGAAAUGCGCACGUCACCUUGUGUGCUCUGGUCAACUCCUGCGACGAGGGGUUUCUUCCACAGGCUAGGCAAAGUAUUGAGAUUCCCUUCAAAUCUUCAGUCAAGCCUCAGGUGCAUGGGAGCUAUUCGUUGCACGAAAUAUGGCCACGCUUCGCUGAUAACGACUGGGAUACCCACAGUCUUAUCACGUGGCUGCAUUCCUACGACGAGAGCGAAUGGAAACACAGAGGGUGGACCUUUCAAGAAGAGAGAUUCUCGUCGAGGAGGCUGAUCUGCAGUCUGCAGAAGUUCGUCUAUGUCUGUGAUAGUAAAUAUCGCGCGGAAGACGGUGUAAUGCCAGGCCGGAGUGUCAACAAAAGCAUGUUCCAUGAACUCGAACAGUCGGUUCGACGAGGCGGAAAACAGAAUCUCUACACUGUUUGGUACAACUCUGUACAUCAAUAUUCGCACAGAUCCCUGACCUUCGCACAAGAUUGCUUCCCGGCCGUCUCCGCACUCGCCGCAAUGAUCGCAGAUAGAACUGGAGACAGGUACAUUGCUGGUUUGUGGGAAGCGGACCUGCAUCGGGGGUUGCUCUGGAGGAGCUUCUUGUCCGGUGAUCCAAAUUCAAUCCUCGGUCUAUCCAACUUCAUCCAGGAACUGACUAGGCCUGGCCUGUUUAUCGCACCUUCUUGGAGCUGGGCGUCCCUGCAAACGGUUAAAGGUUGGAUUACGUAUGAGCAAACAAACCCGGAGCUUACGAUUUGCGAGGCGCAUGCGCAAAUUGAUGGUCUCAACCCGUUUGGACGGAUCAAAGAUGCUCAUCUGCUUGUAUCUGGGAAACUGCACCAUGCCCAAAGAUUUACGUUGUCCCCACUCUAUGAAACUCGUUAUCGCGUUAAAUUUUCUGGUUCAUUUAUUGCGGAGUGGUUUUUGGACUGCGUAUCGACCGAUGAAGAGGUCUUCGAUGAAGGAGUGGGCGAAGGAUGCAAAUGGGGCGCGGACAGUGGCCUGUUCAUGUUGUUAGUAUCAAGCAGUCUAGGUUAUGAAGAGAUGGAUGAACUCGCAGUUGCGUUGUACGAAGAGUGGAGCCGAGCCGGCCCCAGACUUUGCAAGCAGCUAUUCGGGCUGGUCCUACAUUACACGGCUACUGACAACGCAUACCGGCGGAUUGGCGUGUUUAAAACAAUCGAAUGGGAAAGCGGAGGAAGCAAAGUUUUCGAAUCUGUUCCUGAGACAAGGAUCAAGCUUGUGUGA